GGCCCGAGAGAGAAAGAGAGAGAGAAUGGGAGAUGAAGGAGUAGUGAUCAGUUGCCAUAACAUGGACGCCUGGAACGAGCAUCUUCAGAGAUGCAAUGAUUCCAAUAAACUGUUUGUGAUUGAUUUCACGGCUUCAUGGUGUGGACCAUGUCGUUUCAUUUCACCAUUUUUGUCGGAAUUGGCUAGGAAACUACCAACUGUGACAUUCCUUAAGGUGGAUGUUGAUGAACUUGAGCAAGUUGCGAAAGAUUGGGCUGUCGAGUCAAUGCCUACGUUCAUGUUCCUCAAGGAGGGAAAGAUAGUCGAUAAGGUUGUCGGAGCUAAAAAGGAAGAGCUGCAGCAGACUAUUGCCAAGCAUGUCAAUGGUGCUGUCGUCUAG
Impatiens glandulifera is the source of this 379-nucleotide messenger RNA. RefSeq names its product thioredoxin H-type 2-like. The transcript is spliced from 3 exons. Lineage: Eukaryota; Viridiplantae; Streptophyta; Magnoliopsida; Ericales; Balsaminaceae. The record is from RefSeq and is a predicted model, not a curated record. The coding region runs from base 26 to 379 and encodes 117 amino acids.